This is a messenger RNA of Thrips palmi, 6504 nucleotides long. RefSeq names its product protein son of sevenless (gene Sos). Lineage: Eukaryota; Metazoa; Arthropoda; Insecta; Thysanoptera; Thripidae. The record is from RefSeq and is a predicted model, not a curated record. Bases 275 to 4735 code for a protein of 1486 amino acids. Gene Ontology annotation, cellular component: plasma membrane. Gene Ontology annotation, molecular function: guanyl-nucleotide exchange factor activity; protein heterodimerization activity. The transcript has 24 exons. Gene Ontology annotation, biological process: positive regulation of GTPase activity; Ras protein signal transduction.
CUGCAACUCCCGCAGGCGCAUGCGCGUAGUGCAGUUGUUUACCGAGUGAUGCAGAGCGUUUGUGUUUUCACAAUUAUGGAUUUAUUGUCGUUGUCUGUUGAUUAAGUGAUGUGCUGCGGUCUUAUGAACGAACGAGAAUUGCACAAGUUGACAUGAAGUGUUUAAGUAGUCGGUGCAUUGGGAGUCUACGGGCAGGGAACCAUGGUGGACAAUAGGCACAUCACUAGUUGCCUCUGAGAUCGGUGGAGUUUUUUCGGGAUUUGUGCACUUUGCAAUGUUCUCAACACCGUCAUCUGGCCCGGACACGCAUAACUAUGAUUUUGAGAAGGAGGAAAACGCUGUCAAAUGGCGUGGUGUGUUUGUCCAGUCCCUGAAAAAGGUGCUGGAACAAGUGCAUCCGUCUUUGACUGCAAGAGAGGAUGCCUUGGAGCGAGUUGAAACGCUGAUACUGCGGCUGCUUGGCAUGCUAUGUGCUCGUCCACCUCCUCACACAGUGCAAGAUGUUGAGGACCGAAUCAAACGCACCUUUCCAGGGCCCAUUGAUUGCUGGGCCCUCAAUGAAGCAAGAGAAGCAUUGGAGAAGGGUAAAAAGAAAGAAAAUAAGUUAGUUUUGCCUGUUGAUAAAGUCCACACCAUGCUCAUCAAGGAUGUGCUACAGUACAAAAUCGACACUCAAGUCACACAGUUCUUAGUUGCUGUUCUUGAAUAUAUUUCUGCUGAUAUACUGAAGUUGGUUGGAAACUAUGUCAAGAAUAUUCGUCAUGUAGAAAUUUCCAGUCAAGAUGUACGAAUAGCUAUGAAUGCUGAUAAAGUGCUAUUGGACUUGUUUUGCCAAGAAGAUGAUAGCAACUCUGCAACCACUGUUGCAAAUGUACCAGAUUUGCAUCGUACUCCUCAAACUUAUGAAGAAGUGGUCAAGGAUCUCAUACAUGAUGAGAAGCAGUAUCUAAGGGACCUCCAUAUGAUAAUAAAAGUUUUUAGAGAAGAAAUAGCAAAAGUAGUGGAUCAUGACAGCAAGGAACUAGAUUUAAUGUUCAGCAACAUCAUGGAAAUCCAAGAAUUAACGGUAACUCUGUUGGGCUCCCUUGAAGACAUGUUAGAAAUUAGUGAUGAGAAGCAAGUUCCUGCUGUAGGAAGCUGCUUUGAAGAACUGGCAGAGAAUGCUGAGUUUGAAGUUUAUAAUACAUAUGCAAGAGAUAUUAUUCAAGAACCAUGUAGAGGAAUGUUGUCAAAAUUACUUGCAAGGACAGAUGUGUAUGAUGCAUUGCAAUCAGCUGGCCAUGGAUUCAGGGAGGCUGUCAAAUACUAUUUGCCGAAGUUACUUCUUACGCCAGUGUGGCACUGCUUUCUUUAUUUUGAUUAUGUUAAGGUACUUCAAAGGUUUUGUCCCUUGAAAGAAGAUAAAGAGACACUAGAGCAAGUGGGAGGCCUUUUAACACCCCUUGAGGUCAAACUUAAUUCAAUUGUUGGGAAACCUCCCAAGCAGGAAGUGGGAGUGCGGCAGCCGCGGGCCCGGCGCCAAGCCGCUCUUGAAAAGACCAAUGAGCUGCAUGACACUAUUGGCGGCUGGGACGCCAAAGAGGUUGGGCAGUGUUGUAAUGAAUUCAUAAGAGAGGAUACACUUGGUAAAGUGGGCUCAGGGAAACGGUUAACUGAACGCAGAGCAUUUCUGUUUGAUGGUCUAAUGGUGCUCUGCAAGCCAAACAAUAAACGGACAUCUGUGUCUGUUAACAUUGGUCCUCAGGGAGAAUACAGAGUAAAGGAAAAAUUCUUUAUUCGCAAAGUAGAAAUAAUUGACCGGGAAGAUUCAGAUGAGUUGAAACAUGCUUUUGAUAUUGCUCCUCGAGCUGGUCCAAGUGUGACAUUAGUCUGCAAAACAGCCGAAGAAAAGAAUAAUUGGAUGGCUGAUUUAAUUAUGUUGAAUACUAAAAGCAUGUUGGAACGAACUCUUGACAGUAUAUUGCUGGAUGAAGAGAAGAAGCAUCCUUUAAAGCUUCCCCCUCCUCAUCUGUACAAGUUUGCUGAAGCUGACUCCAAGGACAAUAUUGCUUUGGAAGAAAGGGAAAAUGGUGGUGUCCCUCUGAUAAAGGGAGCCACCUUGUACAAAUUGGUUGAAAGGCUCACCUAUCAUAUCUAUGCUGACCCCAUGUUUGUGAGAACUUUUCUGACAACAUAUCGAAGUUUUUGUACACCAAAGGAACUAUUGAACUUGCUCAUUGAAAGAUUUAGUAUCCCUGACCCAUCAUUGGUGUAUGAGGACCAGGAGAACAAUGAUGGUGACAGCGAUGUCAAUAUCUCAAAUAUCCAGAGAGAGGAUUGGAAGAGGUAUCGAAAGGAGUACUGUCAACCAGUGCAAUUCAGGGUUUUGAACGUUUUGCGCCAUUGGGUAGAUCAUCAUUAUUAUGACUUCGAAAGAGAUCCAGAACUUUUAGAAAAACUUCAUGAUUUCCUGGAAACAGUACAAGGGAAAUCCAUGCGAAAAUGGGUUGUCUCUGUCAUGAAAGUGGUGAAGAGGAAAGCUGACAGUGAUGCUAAUGUCCAGCAGCGUGAAAUCACAUUCCCCUUUGACCGAUCUCCUCCCCCAAUUGAGUGGCACAUCAAAUGUGCUGAGGAAGAAUGGACCAUACUCACUCUACAUCCAAUUGAAAUUGCCCGUCAACUCACAUUGUUGGAGUUUGACUUGUAUCGAGCAGUCAAACCAUCUGAGUUAGUUGGGAGUGUGUGGACCAAGAAGGACAAAGAACAGUCAUCCCCUAAUCUACUACGCAUGAUCAAACAUACCACAAAUUUCACUCGAUGGCUGGAAAGGAAUAUUGUUGAAGCAGAGAACCAUGAUGAACGAGUGGCAGUUGUGUCUCGUAUUAUUGAAGUGAUGAUGGUGCUCCAGGAGCUGAACAACUUCAAUGGAGUUUUGGCUGUUGUAUCUGCUAUGGGCUCUGCAUCUGUUUACAGGCUUAAGUUUACAUUUUCUGCUCUUUCUGCUCGUCUGGAAAAGGCUCUUGAGGAUGCAAGGGAUUUGAAUAGUGACCAUUUCAAAAAGUACCAAGAAAAGCUAAGAUCAAUAAACCCUCCAUGUGUUCCCUUCUUUGGAAUGUACCUUACAAACAUCCUGCACAUAGAAGAAGGAAACCCAGAUUUCUUACCUAAUGCUCCAGCUCUCAUAAACUUUAGCAAACGACGAAAGGUUGCUGAAAUCACUGGGGAAAUUCAGCAAUACCAGAACCAACCCUAUUGCCUUUCUGUGGAAAUGAAAAUUAGGCGUUUUAUUGAGACUUUGAAUCCAUUUGACAAUAUGCCUGAUUUGGAAAUAGCUGAUUUCCUGUACAGGAAAAGUUUGGAUGUGGAACCAAGAGGUGUACAACGACCACCUAGAUUUUCGCGUCGAUGGCCAGAUUUGAAUUUGAAGUCGCCCGGCAUCAAGCCACGCAAUAUCCUUGUACGGUCUCACCCUCCCACGCCCCUGACCAGUGUCACCGAGCGAACAGCUCCCUUCCACGCCGACAAGGACGGCGAAGACACCCCCCGCACGCCCCUGACGGCGUCUGCACCGCACACGCCUCCCCCGCACACCGGCUCCAUUUCUUCCCCCUCAGACUUCAGUGUGUUUGCCACUGUCGUCCUAGGUCCUUCGGGCAUCGGCAACAUGUCACCGGGGCUCAUGUCCCACGCCUCCAUGCACUCCCAGUCCACCGUGAGCUUGGUGUCGCCCACCUUCCAAGGAUCCAACCUGGUGGGGCUGGCGGGGUUGGUGGGGCCUGGAGGGUCUCCGGCCACGUCGCCCUCGUUUGUGCACCCGCCGCCCAUCCCGCCGUUCCCGGCGCCGGACAAGAUGCCCCCGCCCGCCAACCCGCCGCCACUGCCCCCGAGGCGGCCGCGGGAGAGCUCCAUCAGCGACGGCGCGUCGGGCCCGGCGCUGUCGCCCGUGUCUAUCCACGCCCCGACGAGGUUCCCGUCGACAAGCCAGGCGCAGGCACUGCAGGCGCGACAGGCUCCCGACGCCCCCAUCCUGCCUCCGCGUGACCUGUCGCCGCCCCCGCUGCCGCCCAGGACGAGCACGCUGCCCAGGCCGCACGCCCAGUCUGCCCUGCUGUUGCGUCGCAACUCGGGCAUCGCGGACGCGUCGGGCCUGAACGCGACGCAGACUGCACCGCGACGGCACAUGUCCAUCAACGGGCCCAUUUUGGCGUCCUCCACGUCGCAGCCGCCGUCGCCUCCAGCCAACAGCAGUACUAGUCCCGUUACCUAUGCUUCAACUGGUGCCGGCACCUUGAACCACCCCAUCAACCACCGAGCCACGCAGUCCGUGCCCGUCCUCAACCACGGCCGCCAGGGCAACCACGUGCCUCCUCCCAUAGGCUCCAUCGGGCCCUCGCGGCACGGCCACAACUUGAGCUCCCUCACCCGGCACGGCACCCACGGCAGCCAGACGCUGCCCACAUCGCGGACUUGCGCCGUCCCCGGGCCCGCCCCCAUCCCCAUCCCCAUUCCCAUCCCAUGCCCCACGCCGGCCCUGUCUCUCAAUCGGCACGGCAACCAGCUCGGCACCACGGGGUCACUGUCCCUGUCCCUGCAGAGCAGGCCCAUCGCCCACCAGCGCCACGGCAGCACCAGCGACUGCCCGCCGCCCUCGCCUUCGCCCCUGACGUCGCCGUCAAGUUUAACGUCGCCCACCCCAAGGCUGCCGCCCAAGCCACAGGGCACUGCCGGAGCGUCGGGUGGCCACGCAGCGAGUUGAUGGAGGAACUUUGUUGUAUAAUGUGCUCUGGUCUUAAAAUGAACUAUAAUUUUUAUUGCCCUUCCCCCACUUAAGAUUCCACAUGCUUCAGAGGAAAUUUUAAAAGUUUAUGUACUGCUGCCGCUUUUGUUGCAGUACUGUCAUUUUCUCUUAUUUGUUGUUGCGCUGUUGCAUUGGAAUGUGGUGCUUUUAUUUUCCAUGUGAAUAUCUAAAUUGACAUUUUCUUUAAGUUAUAUUUUUGUCAUAGCUUUUCAGAGUUUUAAACUAUUUUUUCUGACGUAAGUUGUUUUUUUAUGAUUUUUUUUCCUUUCAUCAACUUUAUUCUUUGUCUCUUUGAUUGUAUUGUUUUAUAAAGCUUCAUAAAUGGGAUUUCCCAAUUUUAUUUUUGAUCAAUUCUACUAUGUUGUUCUAUUAAGGGCUAGAAAUGAAUUCCUUGUUAAUUUUUGCAUGAAUUUUUAACAGGGAAAGAGAAUUUGAAUUCAAGACUUUAUUUCAAAACAAAAAAAAAAAACUUACUACAUCUUUAUCUCCUGAAUCUUUUGUUGAAUUAGAGCUGUAAGGGAGUGAACAUGAAAGAAGAUCAAGUGUUUUGCAGUUUGCACACAAUGAACAGUGUUAUGGGAGGAAGCCUUUUGUUACAACCUUGUGUUUUGUGUCUGCUUGUGUGGGGUUAACCGACUCCUUAGAAAUAUAGCCACCUUAUUUUUAAGACAAUAUUUUGUGAUGAAUAUAAAUCAAUUUCAUUUAUUGAAUGUUUCUCUUUACAAAUGUUUUGCAGUAAUGUUGUGAAUGCCAUCAGUUAUGCUUAGUUUUAAAGCUUAGCUUGAUUGAAUACUAGAUAUGGAGACCUGUAUAGGUUCUUACCGUAAUUUCUUUUAUACUGGAAAAUAUUAAGAGCACAAAUUUACAACUUUAUUGUGCAAGUCCAAAGUGUUGGAUUUUAGAUGCAAUUAGUGAACAUAAAAUGUGCCUGGAAAGAUAAUGAUAUUUAUUGUAGGUUUCUGUUCUGAUAUCAUACAACACUCAAAUAAUGUAUGUAUGGCUGGGUUUCAACAAGAAAAGUUAUAAUUAUUCUGCUCAUCAAUUGUUUCAUCAUGGUCAUUUGGGAAAAGUGUAAUAUUGGCUCUGCAGUGAACUUCCUCCCCAUAUUUGAAAUCUUCGUCUGCCUAGUUGACCUACAGGUCUUCUUAGCAUUGGAUGCUAAGGGCGAAGACAAUUUAAAAUUUUACUUGCAAGCUGCGAGUCAUUUGCAAUGAUGAAAGUGUGAACUGUGCAUUUCCAUGGAACACAUGCUGUAAGAAAAUUAUGUGCAGGUUCUUUUUCAGAACCCUUUAAGUUGUGAGAAUGACUGGCACCUGGUGCUGUAUUGAUUUGCCACUGUUUCCGUGCCAAAAUGUAACAUUCCGGGUUUGAUGUUUUACAACCAAACCCUUUAUGACUUGUAAUUUAAACUCAUGUUUUCUGCAUAUGAUUAUACACAUAAAUGUACUGUAAAUGCAGAUGGUAGUCGAAGAGUCAGGAAGAACCACAAAUGUUGUAUGACAGAUGAAUGAACUGUGAUAUGUAGUGUUUUUAAUUUUGUGAUUGAUUUUUUUAUGACCUUGGUAGGUAAGUAGUGUAUAUAAGUGUGCCUUAUAUUCUAUACAUAAGGCGCAUGAAUCCUAUAUAUGCAGUAUAUAUAAAGUAUAUAAAUGACCAAACGAUGAAUCAUAAUUCAUUGCUUAUGUAUGUGAUUGUAUAGAAUAAAUAAAUAAAUUGUUAAGAAAGCA